AUGGCGCAAGCAGCGCCCAUCGUUCUCAACACAGAAGACGAAGGUGUGACCGGCUGUCACACAAGUGAAAGUAUACCUCUGGACGCUCCUCAGGAUGACGCCAUGGAAAAUACGGGCCGUCCGGACAAAAGAUGCCAGACUUAUGACGAGACACUUAGUCUUGUGCAACUCCAACAGCAGCUUAUUGCAGAAAGGGAAGUGUCAGCAAAAGUAAAACAACAGCUUGAAUCUCUCAAAGAGAAUACUAGCUGCAUUGAGCAGCUUCAACAACAACUAGCUGCUGAAAAGCAGUGUUCUGAGUGCCUAGAGCGAGAGCUCAUACGUGCCAACAAUAGCUUAAAACACUGGAGAGAAUGUUACGAAGAUUUAAAAGCAAGAACUCUGCGUUUCGAAAACAUAAAAACUACAAAGGAGAUCCUGUAUUACACAGGGUUACCUUCGUCAAACAUUUUCAAGUACAUUCUAAAUUUUGUUCUGGUGCGAAACCCUCAGCUUCUGAAACAUGGUAAGCAGAUCACCAGUGCCGAAGAACAAUUCUUCGUGGUCUUGGUGCGCUUGCGUACUGGCAGGGCAUCACUUGAGAUAGCCAGAAACUUUGAGGUCUCUAUGCCGAGUUUCAGCAGAAUUUUUUCUUGGUGGGUGCUCAUACUAGAGAAAGAACUUCAUGCACUGACAGUUUCUCCGACACUCGCUGAAGUGCAGCAAAGCAUGCCACAUCAUUUCAGGCAGCACCCCAACACUCGCAUUGUCCUCGACACUACGGAAGUACGAAUUCAGAAGCCCUCGGGCCUUAAUGCCCAAAGACAGACCUUCUCACCCUACAAGUAUGCAAACACCAUGAAGUGUCUUGUAGGUGCUACACCAAACUGCUACAUUUCCUACGUUUCAAAAUUGUAUGAUGGAGGGACUAGUGACAGGGCAAUUGUUCAGCAGUCAGGUGUCCUUGAUAUCUUGGAGCCAAGGGAUGCAGUUAUGGUGGACAAGGGCUUUAAGAUUGAUGACUUGCUGCCCUUAGGUGUGUCUCGCCACAUGCCGCCAUUCAGGAUUGCUGGCGAGGCUCAGAUGAGCCAAAAAGAUGUGGAGGAAACAAAGAGAGUGGCAAGUGCCUGGGUGCAUAUUGAAAGAGUCAUUCGCAGAAUUAAGGAGUUCCAUAUCCUCGACAGACCAUUUCCCAUCAAUAUGAUUGAUUUAGCCGACCCUGUUUUCAAAACAUGCGCAUACCUAUGUAACUUCAGGGGAGCCCUCAUUCGAAAGAACCUACAAAUUGAAAUGUCAGAUUUCGAGUAG
Rhipicephalus sanguineus (brown dog tick) is the source of this 1287-nucleotide messenger RNA. RefSeq lists its product as uncharacterized. NCBI's taxonomy places the organism in Eukaryota, Metazoa, Arthropoda, Arachnida, Ixodida, Ixodidae. The transcript has a single exon. The record is from RefSeq and is a predicted model, not a curated record. The coding region runs from base 1 to 1287 and encodes 428 amino acids.